UAAAAUAAUAUAAACGAACAAAUAAAUGCCACUGAAAUAAAUCCCAGCGCUCCCUCCCUCGGCCCUAGAGUUCAUCACUGCCGAGCAGAUCUAGAUCCCAAAUCAAGGUUCGAUUUUCACACACAUUAGCAGGUUAUUACCGUUUCGCCACUGUAAAAUAAUGUCAAGAAGACCCAAUACUUCUCGUCGAUUUGGUGACAGUGUCGGCAUUCCUUUUGUGGGUGCAUUGCAUACCAAGUCCCGUCAAUCUCCCCUACUUUCUAUAGGACUUGUUGUAGUGGGAGCACUGCUGAUUCUUGGUUAUGUGUAUCAUGGUUCAGGUGGUGGGAGUGGUGACAUAGCUGCUUUAAACAGACUUGAUGGUGGUGUUUCAUGUACACUAGAACUGCAAACACUAAUACCGAUUCUCAAGAAAGCAUACGGUGAAAGCAUGAGGAAAGUGUUGCAUAUAGGCCCCGAAACCUGCUCGGUAGUUUCCCAAAUACUGAAAGAAGACGACACCGAAGCAUGGGGCGUAGAGCCGUACGAGAUGGACGAUGCCGAUGCCAACUGCAAGAGCCUCGUGCGCAAAGGGGUUGUGCGCGUGGCCGAUAUCAAGUUUCCCCUUCCGUACAAGCCUAAGUCCUUUUCUCUUGUCCUUGUUUCGGAUGCUUUGGAUUACUUAUCACCAAGGUACCUUAAUAAAACCGUUCCUGAGUUAGCUAGGGUUUCCGCUGAUGGCUUAGUCAUAUUAUCUGGUUAUCCGGGCCAUAAAAUAGCUAAAGGGACGGAGCUAUCCAAGUUUGGACGCCCUGCCAAAUUCCGGAGCUCAUCGUGGUGGAUAAGAUUUUUCAUCCAAACAAGGUUAGAAGAAAACGAAACUGCGAUCAAGAAGUUCGAACAGGCGGCAGCUAAGAAAGCGUACAGGCCCGCCUGCCAAAUCUUCCACCUCAAACCUUUGCAUUGAUUACCCGAAAAUUACCAUGUGCAGAAAUUGUGUUCGUUUGUUUUAUAUACCAACGCGAGAUAUAAUUAUCGUUGAUUGCGAAAUUUUGUGAUUUUUUUUUUUAUAAAUAAAUUAAUUUAUUUCACCUGAGCUGAAUUCAUGUUUCUUUAUCCAAUGUUGUUUGUUUGAUCAGAUUUGCACAGGGACCUAAUGCAAAUAUUGGAAAUUCUAUUUUUAGUUUUUUACCCUAUU
Molecule: messenger RNA, 1177 nt
Organism: Erythranthe guttata (spotted monkey flower)
Lineage: Eukaryota; Viridiplantae; Streptophyta; Magnoliopsida; Lamiales; Phrymaceae
Source: RefSeq, a predicted model, not a curated record